CUCUCUUCUGAUCAGUUGUGUUUAUCGUAGACACUGAGGUGUUCUCUGCCUUGACUAAAGAUGAGUGAUGUGAAUCCACCCUCUGACACCCCCGUUCCCUUUUCAUCCUCCUCCACUCACAGUUCUUGUAAUCCACCCUGGACAUUCUCUUGCUACCCCGGCUCCCCCUGUGAAAAUGGGGUCAUGCUGUACAUGAGGUAUGUGAGCAACAAGGAGCUACAAUGGUUCAAGCAGUUCUUACUGAAUGAACUCAGAGCUGGCACCACGCCCAUCACCUGGGACCAGGUCAAGAGAGCCAGUUGGGCAGAGGUGGUUCAUCUCUUGAUAGAGCGUUUCCCCGGACGACGAGCUUGGGAUGUGACUUCAAACAUCUUUGCUGUUAUGAACCGUGAUAAAAUGUGUGCUCUAGUACACAGAGAGAUAAAUGCCAUUCUACCUACCUUGGAACCAGAGGACUUGAAUGUGGGAGAAACACAGAUGAAUCUGGAAGAAGGAGACUCUGGUAAAAUACAGCAGUACAAAUUGAAUGUGAUAGUCAAGUGUUUCCCCACAUGGGACUUUAUGAUUUGGCCUGGAAACCAGAGGGACUUCUUUUACCAAGAUGUACACAGGCACAUGGAGUACUUACCAUGUCUGCUUCUACCCAAAAGACCCCAGGGUAGACAGCCCAAGACCGUGGUCAUACAGGGAGUUUCUGGGAUUGGAAAAACAACCCUGGCUAAAACGGUGAUGUUGGAGUGGGCCAGUAACAGGUUCUACGCCCACAAGCCCUGGUGUGCUUUCUACUUCCAUUGCCAAGAGAUGAACCAGACAACGGAGCAUAGCUUCUCCGAGCUGAUUGAGCACAAGUGGCCUGGAUCUCAGGACCUUGUGGCGAAGAUUAUGUCCAAACCAGACCAACUUCUGCUGCUGUUGGAUGGUUUUGAGGAGCUCACAUCUACCCUCAUCAACAGACCGGAGGACCUGAGUGAAGACUGGAGGCAGAAAUUGCCUGGAUCUGUCCUACUGAGCAGUUUGCUGAGCAAAAAGAUGCUUCCGGAGGCCACGCUACUGAUCAUGAUAAGAUGUACCUCGUGGCCGACAUGCAAGCCCUUGUUGAAAUGUCCCUCUCUCAUCACCCUUCCGGGGUUUAAUACGACGGAAAAAAUCAAGUAUUUCCAGAUGUAUUUUGGAUACGGAGAGACAGAUCGAGUCUUGAGUUUCGCCAUGGAAAACACCAUCCUCUUUUCCAUGUGCCAGGUCCCUGUGGUUUGCUGGAUGGUCUGCUCUGGUCUGAAACAGCAAAUGGAGAGAGGAAACAAUCUCACACAGGCAUGUCCAAAUGCCACCUCUGUAUUCGUCCGGUAUAUUUCCAGCUUGUUUCCCACCAGAGCUGAGAACUUUUCCAGAAAGCUCCACCAAGCGCAACUGGAGGGUCUGUGUCACUUGGCCGCAGACGGUAUGUGGCACAGGCAAUGGGUGUUUGGUAAAGAAGACCUUGAGGAAGCCAAGUUGGAUCAGACGGGAGUCUCCGCCUUCCUCGGCAUGAGUGUUCUUCGAAGAAUUGCGGGUGAGGAGGACCGCUACACCUUUACCCUCCUGAUUUUUCAGGAAUUUUUUGCGGCCUUGUUUUAUGUUCUCUGUUUCCCACAAAGACUCCAAAAUUUUCAUGUGUUGAGCCACGUGAAUAUCCAGCGCCUGAUAGCGAGUCCCAGAGGAAGCAAGAGCUAUCUCUCUCACAUGGGACUUUUCUUAUUCGGCUUUCUGAACGGGACCUGCGCGUCGGCCGUGGAACAGUCAUUCCAGUGCAAGGUGUCUUUCAAUAAUAAGAGGAAGCUGCUGAAAGUCAUACCUCUGUUGCAGAAAUGCGAGCCGCCUUCUCCGUGCUCUGGGGUCCCGCAGUUAUUCUACUGUCUGCGUGAAAUCCGGGAGGAAGCCUUUGUAAGCCAAGCCCUAAAUGGUUACCGUAAAGUUGUCUUGAAAAUUGGCAACAGUAAAGACGUUCAGGUGUCUGCUUUUUGCCUGAAGCGCUGUGCACAUUUGCAGGAGGUGGAGCUGACCGUCACCCUGAGCUUCAAGAACAUGUGGAAGCUCAGCUCCGGCUCCCGUCCUGGCUCUGAAGCACCAGAGAGCAAAGAGCUCCAUUGCUGGUGGCAAGACUUAUGCUCUGUGUUUGCAACGAAUGAUAAGCUGGAAGCCCUGACUUUGACCAGCAGUGCUUUGGGGCCUCCCUUUUUGAAGGCUCUUGCUGCCGCACUGAAGCACCCUCAGUGUAAACUGCAAAAGCUACUCUUAAGGCGUGUGAAUAGCGCUAUGUUGAAUCAGGACUUAAUCGGUGUUUUAAUGGGGAACCAGCAUCUGAGAUACUUGGAAAUACAACAUGUGGAAGUGGAGUCCAAUGUUGUGAAGCUUCUGUGCAAAGCGCUGAGAUCCCCCCGGUGCCGUCUGCAAUGUCUCAGGUUGGAAGACUGCUUGGCCACCCCUAGAAUUUGGACUGAUCUUGGCAGUAAUCUUCAAGUUAACAGACAUCUAAAGACUCUCAUACUAACAAAAAACUCCCUGGAGAACUGUGGGGCGUGUUACCUGUCUGUGGCCCAGCUGGAGAGGCUGUCGAUAGAGAAUUGCAACCUUACACAACUUUCUUGUGAAAGCCUUGCCUCCUGUCUCAGGAAGAGUAAGAUGCUGACCCACCUGAGCUUGGCGGAAAAUGCCUUGAAAGAUGAAGGGGUCAAGCAUAUUUGGAAUGCCCUGUCACACCUGAGAUGUCCUCUGCAGAGGCUGGUGUUGAGAAAGUGUGACUUGACCUUUAAUUGCUGUCAGGAUAUGAUCUCUGUGCUCUAUAAAAAUAAAACCCUGAAAAGUCUUGACCUGAGUUUUAAUAGCCUGAAGGAUGAUGGAGUGAUCCUGCUGUGUGAGGCCCUGAAGAACCCUGACUGUACAUUACAGAUCCUGGAGCUGGAAAACUGCCUGUUCACCUCCAUCUGCUGCCAGGCCGUGGCUUCCAUGCUCUGUAAAAACCAACAUCUGAGACAUCUGGACUUGAGCAAGAACGUGAUCGAAGUUGAUGGUAUUCUGACCUUGUGUGAGGCCUUCUCAAGUCAAAAGAAGAGAGAGGAGGUCAUUUUCCUGGACUUGAAAAACUUCUCCCCAACUCCUCACCCACCUGACUUCACUCAGGAGAAAGUGACUGUGCCUAUCCCAAAGUAA
Messenger RNA from Chlorocebus sabaeus (green monkey), 3186 nucleotides. The record is from RefSeq and is a predicted model, not a curated record. Lineage: Eukaryota; Metazoa; Chordata; Mammalia; Primates; Cercopithecidae.